AUGAGCUUCGUAACAACUGGGCCCGGGGGCUUGCACGAACUCGUGCUACGCCGCGUUCGCGACCUGGGGAACGAAGCCACCAUUCGUCGGGUUAUUGAGGCGACAACCUCGGGAAAAGCGAAUGACUAUGCGCCUUACGCUCCUGAAGGGUCGAAAACGAGCGGUACGCUGCGGCUAUUGCUCGCCGCGAUUUGGAAGAGCUAUCUGCGCAAGCUGCAGACCGACCCGGUGGUGACCAAGUCCAUCUCUGCGGCGAUAAUCUCACUAGUAUCUGACUUGCUCGCCUCUUCCCUUUCGGGUUCGAAACUUAGCUCGCGUUCGCUUCUGAACCAGUUCAGUAUAGGCUUGGCUAUUCGUGGCCCCAUUGUACACUACUUCCAUCAGUUUCUGGACCGUGUGGUGUUUGCGCGUGUCACCAACCAGACCCAAAUCGCAGUGGUCAUCGCAAAGGUCAUUAUCGAUCAGUUCAUUUUCUCGCCACCGUACAACGCGCUUUAUUUCCUUAUCAUUGGACUGCUGGAGGAUCGCUCGCUCGCCGAGAUCGGCCGCAAGAUUCGUCGCGAGCUCUGGGGCGUGAUGAAAACGAACUGGAUUGUCUGGACACCUGCGAACAUCAUUUCGUACUACGCCAUCCCGUUGGAACUGCGGGUGUUAUGGGGUAAUUUGGUGGGUAUUAUUUGGACCGCUAUAUUGAUUUCGAAAGUGCGCCGAGGAGGUGGGAGCAGUUCUACCAGUAACCAGAACAGCGGCGGUAGUGGCAGCGGCGACAUGUCCGCGAACUCGAGCGGUCACGCUCGUAUCGGAUCGUCGGAGCAACCCAAUGAUCAGAGCGGAACGCGUACCUACGCAAAUGCUGCUGCAACGAGAUCGAGUGUAGGCCUCAGGGCUGGCGACGCAUCAGCAGCAUCGGGCAAACAUCGUCAACCUAUUGCCGAGAACACGAACGAUGUUGAGGAAUCAGAACACCUGAAUGACCAUAAUAAGUUUGAAUAG
Cyanidioschyzon merolae strain 10D is the source of this 993-nucleotide messenger RNA. RefSeq names its product similar to peroxisomal membrane protein PMP22. The transcript has a single exon. The record is from RefSeq and is a predicted model, not a curated record. Lineage: Eukaryota; Rhodophyta; Bangiophyceae; Cyanidiales; Cyanidiaceae. Gene Ontology annotation, cellular component: membrane; cytoplasm. Bases 1 to 993 code for a protein of 330 amino acids.